CGGCUCCUCCUCCUCCUCUUCUCGCCAUUGCAGUUGGACUCAGCAGCCCGGUGCGCACCGCGUGGCUUUUGGGGGGAGACCCCGGCGGGCUGUGGCAGGAGGGCGGUGGCGGCGGUUGCGGUCGGGGAAGGGAACGCCGACAAGAUAGUUGAAGUAUUGAUAACACCAAGGAAAUCUGUCACAAUUUGAAAAGAUAAGCAAACAUUUGAUUUCCAGACACUACAGAAAAAAGAAGUAAAGAUGCGUCCAAUGCGAAUUUUUGUGAAUGACGAUCGCCAUGUGAUGGCAAAGCAUUCUUCUGUUUAUCCGACCCAAGAGGAACUGGAGGCGGUCCAGAACAUGGUGUCGCACACAGAGAGGGCGCUCAAGGCCGUGUCCGACUGGAUAGACGAACAGGAGAAAGGCAGCAGCGAGCAUGCGGAGUCUGAGAAUGUGGACGUGCCCGCGGAGGAGGAGGCCAAAGAAGGGGCUGGGGAGCAGAAGACGGAGCACAUGACCAGAACCCUGCGUGGCGUGAUGCGCGUGGGCCUCGUGGCAAAGGGCCUGCUGCUCAAGGGGGACUUGGAUUUAGAGCUGGUGCUGCUCUGUAAGGAGAAGCCCACGACCGCCCUCCUGGACAAGGUGGCUGACAACCUAGCCAUCCAGCUCGCUGCGGUCACAGAAGACAAGUACGAAAUACUCCAGUCUGUUGACGAUGCUGCAAUUGUGAUAAAAAACACAAAAGAGCCUCCAUUGUCCCUGACCAUCCAUCUGACAUCUCCCGUUGUCAGAGAAGAAAUGGAGAAAGUAUUAGCUGGAGAAACGCUAUCAGUCAACGAUCCCCCGGACGUUCUGGACAGGCAGAAAUGCCUUGCUGCCUUGGCGUCCCUCCGACACGCCAAGUGGUUCCAGGCCAGAGCCAACGGGCUGAAGUCGUGUGUCAUUGUCAUCCGGGUCCUGAGGGACCUAUGUACCCGCGUGCCCACCUGGGGUCCCCUCAGAGGAUGGCCCCUUGAGCUUCUCUGUGAGAAAUCCAUCGGCACAGCCAACAGACCAAUGGGUGCCGGCGAGGCCCUGCGGAGAGUGCUGGAGUGCCUGGCGUCGGGGAUCGUGAUGCCAGAUGGUUCUGGCAUUUAUGACCCUUGUGAAAAAGAAGCCACUGAUGCUAUUGGGCAUCUAGACAGACAGCAACGGGAAGAUAUCACACAGAGUGCGCAGCAUGCUCUGCGACUUGCUGCGUUUGGCCAGCUCCAUAAAGUUCUGGGUAUGGACCCCCUGCCUUCUAAGAUGCCCAAGAAACCAAAGAAUGAAAACCCAGUGGACUACACAGUUCAAAUCCCCCCCAGCACCACCUAUGCCAUUACGCCCAUGAAACGCCCGAUGGAAGAAGAUGGGGAGGAGAAGUCUCCCAGCAAAAAGAAGAAGAAGAUUCAGAAGAAAGAGGAGAAGGCAGAGCCUCCCCAAGCUAUGAACGCACUCAUGAGACUCAACCAGCUGAAGCCGGGAUUGCAGUAUAAGCUGGUUUCCCAGACCGGUCCGGUCCAUGCUCCCAUCUUUACCAUGUCUGUGGAGGUGGAUGGCAACUCAUUUGAGGCCUCUGGGCCAUCCAAGAAGACUGCCAAGCUGCACGUGGCCGUUAAGGUGUUACAGGACAUGGGCCUGCCUACCGGCGCAGAAGGCAGAGACUCUAGCAAGGGGGAGGACUCCGCUGAAGAGACGGAAGCAAAGCCGGCCGUGGUGGCCCCUCCGCCUGUGGUGGAAGCUGCUUCGACCCCCAGUACUGCCUUCCCCUCUGAUCCCACCGCCGAGAACGUAAAACAGCAGGGGCCGAUCCUGACCAAGCAUGGCAAGAACCCUGUUAUGGAACUUAACGAAAAGAGGCGUGGCCUCAAGUAUGAGCUCAUCUCCGAGACCGGGGGCAGCCACGACAAGCGCUUUGUCAUGGAGGUCGAGGUGGAUGGACAGAAAUUUCAGGGUGCUGGCUCGAACAAAAAGGUGGCAAAAGCAUAUGCCGCUCUUGCCGCACUAGAAAAGCUGUUCCCUGAUGCUCCUCUCGCCCUGGAGGCCAACAAGAAGAAGAGAGCCCCUGUGCCCGUCAGGGGGGGACCGAAAUUUGCUGCUAAGCCACAUAACCCUGGGUUUGGCAUGGGAGGCCCCAUGCACAAUGAAGUGCCCCCGCCCCCGAACCUUCGAGGGCGGGGAAGAGGAGGGAACAUCCGAGGUCGAGGUCGAGGGAGAGGAUUUGGUGGCGCCAACCAUGGAGGCUACAUGAACGCUGGCGCUGGGUAUGGCAGCUAUGGGUAUGGAGGCAACUCGGCAACAGCAGGCUACAGUCAGUUCUACAGCAACGGAGGGCAUUCGGGGAAUGCCGGUGGUGGCGGCGGCGGGGGCGGUGGUGGCUCCUCCGGCUACGGCUCCUACUACCAAGGCGACAACUACAACUCACCAGUGCCCCCGAAACACGCUGGGAAGAAGCAGCCCCAUGGGGGCCAGCAGAAGCCCUCCUACGGCUCGGGCUACCAGUCCCACCAAGGCCAGCAGCAGUCCUACAGCCAGGGCCAGUACGGCAACUAUGGCCCCCCACAGGGCAAGCAGAAGGGCUAUAACCAUGGACAAGGCAACUACUCCUCCUACUCGAACUCCUACAGCUCCCCCGGGGGCGGGGGUGGAUCAGACUACAGCUACGAGAGCAAAUUCAACUACAGUGGUAGUGGAGGCCGGAGCGGCGGGAACAGCUACGGCUCAGGCGGGUCGUCCUACAACCCAGGGUCACACGGGGGCUACGGCGGCGGUUCUGGGGGCGGCUCCUCAUACCAAGGCAAACAAGGAGGCUACUCGUCACAAUCAAACUACAACUCCCCGGGGUCCGGCCAGAAUUACAGCGGCCCUCCCAGCUCCUACCAGUCCUCACAGGGCGGCUACGGCAGAAACGCAGACCACAGCAUGAACUACCAGUAUAGAUAAAGCCCCCCGAGGGGUGAAGAUUUGUACCUUCUGCACUUACCCCUCGUUGUAAGAUUCAGUUUUAUGCAUCACAGUUAACAUGUCAGCUGGCCCCUCCAGGCCCCCUCCGCCCCAACCUGUCCACGUUGCCGUGUCGUGAGGUGCAGCUGGUCACCCCCGUGGCCCGUCCUGUGACCCAUAUUUAGCCGUGUUUGGGGCUUCCGUGUCUUCAAUGGUUUGUUAGUUGCCAUCACAACUUUGUCCGAGUAGAGUUUUGAGUUCUUGCAGUUCCGUAUCCCUCUGUCUAUUUACGGUUGGUGUUCGUGUUAACUCAGUUUGUCUUUAAAUAGCCACAGAAGGGAUACAUUAUCUGUUAAUGCUUUUGUGAAGUGAGUUAAACGAGCUUUCUGUAUUUUAAUGCUUUAGUGUUUCAGUUUUAUAAGUGAAGAUUUUAUUUUAAAAACCAGUGGGAAAGAGUGGGGGUUUUUGUAUGUCUGGAUCGUUCAGACAAUACAUCUGAAUUAAGCUGAAUGUAGACAAAUAAAGAAAAAGAAACUCUGUGCCUGUCGUAGGCCUGGGUGUCUGACCCACCAGCAGUGUGAAGGGCAGGUUCCUCCACUGUUCCCAGCACGGGAAGGCAGGGCGGGGGUAGCAGGGGAGUCCCCUGUCACCAAAAGGUCCAGCUCCAGGCCUCUAGAUGCCUGUAGUCCAAGGUUGGCUGGGGCCAGCGAGCCGGUUACAUGGGACUUCGUAUUCCUGGUGUCCCAGGGGGCUCCUGGUGGUGUGCAGAGUGGCUUAUGAGCGGCUCGCGCUGGUGUUCGGGGAUUUGAUCACACAAUUCCGCAUGCUUGCUUUUCUGCUCCGUGAAUUCUGGUGUCGUUUUAAGUGCAGUUUCAAAUCACCAUGGAAUGAAAUGUCCAAGGUUUGGUAUGUGUAACCUGACUGAAAAAGGCCUAUUGAAUUUGGCUAAAGCACCCAGGAUCUGGGGAACCCAGCCAUAGAACCUUCUACAUCAGGAUGGCGUGGUUCUGUCUCGGACAGUGGCGCCUUCCUCCCUGGUGCCGCCCCCGCCCAGAGGCUCAGAGUGCGCCUGAGUGGUUGGGGCUCUUUGUCGCGGCCCAGCCCCGUUCUAGCAGGUUUCCCUGGAGCGGUGCUUCUCAAUCCCAGGCAGUUUUGCCUUGUAUGGGGGACAUAGUCAUCCAGUGGGCAGAGACCAAGGAUGCUACUGACCGUUCUAUAUGGAAGUGUCUGCUACGAGGAGGUGGAGGAACCUGCGGUGAGAGCGGCGCUUUCCAGCUCUGGCCCUGUCCCAGGGGGAGGGGGCCCUGACUGCCUUGGCCCGGGCUUCAGCUCAUUCUCGGGAGAGCCUCUUGGCUGAGCCCUGGGGCUGCACUUCUGCAGGGACCCUUCUUGCCGUCUCUCUGCCAUCUCUCAGACCAGGCUCAUUUGAAUUCUGAAUCCUGAGGAGUCCCUCGGCUUCUUGUGCUUGGUUAGCCAUAUGCUUUGGAAGAAGAUCAAAGUUUUUUUUGCCUCAGAACUCUUCAGCUGAGUCAGAAAAUCCAGUGUUCCUUCAAAGGAUGAAGCUCUGCUUUGGAGAGGUGAGAGAAAGGUGUUCUGCGCUAGACAAAAGAAAACACGGGAAGAAUUUUGCCUUCGCUGGAGCAGAGGAGGACCCGGGGUGGUCCAGCUCGAGGAGAGGGAGGGAUGAUGUGAUGCCCGCCCAAGUUGUGGUCCGCAGCGCGAGCAUCCAGGUUGGCCUGCCGCAAGCUGGCAUCCCUUGAGUGUGUGUGUGCACUAGUGGAGAUGAGGCAGACCUGAGAGGUGGUCCCCACCCAGACUUUGAUGAGAUGUGACAACAUCUGUGACCCAUCGUCUCUCCUAGAUACUUCCAGGGGGCUGGGACAAAGAGCUCCUCGCGAUCAGUAGGACCUUGUGUUGAAAUGAGAUAAUGGGCUGUGGUUGGUGCCUGUACCACCCAGAAACCCAUGGAGGGGGAGGCCCCACUGCCCCACCUCCCAAAUGCCUUCAAACUGUGGGCCUGUGUUCUCCGCACGCAUCUCUCACCGCCAUCCUGAAGUUUCUGAACACUGGCCCUUCACAAGGGCAGGAAUCUCAAGGCCAUGGAAGAAACCCCCAGGCCAUCUGAAGGUGGAGGCCUCAGGGAGCUGUGACUUGGUGCCAUGUUCCUCUUGUGAAAAAGGGCAGAUCCCUGGGUGGCUUGUCUCAGAUGGAUGCGUGUCUUGGUCCCUGGGCCUGGCCUGAGCACUCCCCAAGGCAGGCCAGGUUGUGUUGACGUGAGCGACGUUCGUUUCCAAGAACAGCAGUAUGGGAGAAGUAGGAUCUUUUCGUAUUUCUGCCAGCUUCUGGUGACUUUGGGCGUUCCUCUGCUCCUGACAGCCUUACUCCAGGCCCCGUCCCCCUCACAGGACCUCCCUGUGAGCCUCCGUGUCUCAGAUCUCCUCUCUUAGAAGGACACGGGUCACUGGAUUUCAGCCCCACCCUAACCCAGGGUGAGCACAUCCCGAGAUCCUUCACGGUCACGGGUAACGGCAGUUAGGACGUGGAUGUACAUUUUUAGGGGACACCAGCCCACUAAAGAGUUGGGUGAAGGCUUUACCCGGCGCUGCCAGCACAGCCCUGGGAGGUUGUCGGCCACUGCCAGGAUCAUGUGGUCAGCACAGCAGGGACCUGUCCGAACGCGACAGCUCACGAGCUCACACACCCCUUGGCACCCUCACUGGGGACCUCGUUGGUGCUAAUGGCACUGGGAUGCAGCUGGCCAGCAACACUAUCACAGCCCGCAAGACCUGCCGUCCCCGGAAGCUGGGUUCGGGAAAGUGUGGCCAACACUGAGCAUGGACGAGGCCUGGGUGCCAGCGUGGCACUCCUUCCGAGCUGACCGAGGCCUUUCUGGGCCUGUGGCCCUCUACACACAGGAAGCCAUCCUGGAGGAGGUUCUCACUGAGGUUCUUCUCCAGGGCCGCCUGGGCCAGGGACACGGCAGGCAACAGAGAGAUGCCUCAGCCUGCGUGCCGCCAGAGGAGGGUGUCCUGCGUCUUUCAGUUGUGAGCAGAGAUCGCCAGGAGCCUCAGCAGGAAGAGCCACUGGCCCACAGGCUUACUCAGCAAGCCGAUCCGGGUAGCGUACUUAACUUGGUGGAUAGACCACGAGGGUCAGUGACCCAGGACUGGACAUUACCCCAGAGGGCCCGGGAGCCUUUGGAGACAGGGAGAAAGGCCUCAUGCCUGAGGGAACACCUGGACAUGUCGGGGGGCGGGGCUGAGAUGACAUCAGAGGGGCAGGGCCUUGCAGGGAAUUUUAGCUGAUCCCGUGGGGGAGGUGUGGGGUGGUUGAGAUCUAGGGACCAAAGGGGGCCCCUCAGCAGUAAUGGGACACAGAUUCAGGAUUUCCACCUUUUCUGCAUUGAGCAGAAUCACUAGGGUACUGGUGGUGUUCCUAUGGGCUGGGGUCCAGUCUGACCUGGAAGUUGACACCCAGUUGCUUCCACUCCAGCAGGGAAAUGUCCCUCUGACCACUGACCAUUCUUGGGUAGUCAAUAAGGCCUGUCCCACCCCGGAGCACUGACUUGGUCCUGGCCUGGCCUUUUGCCGCUGGGCUCAGCCUCAGGAUUCAGUCUGCAGGUGUGAGCCCCACGCGAUCUGUGCCCUUUGCAAACCCAUCCUGAGACUUCUGGACACGAUUAUGGGCCACACACCAGCGAGCCUUCUUGGCCUGGAUGCUCAUUCUAACCCAUCCCAGAAUAAAUGGAAACUUCAUGUGUU
Enhydra lutris kenyoni (northern sea otter) is the source of this 6704-nucleotide messenger RNA. Its product is annotated as interleukin enhancer binding factor 3. Gene Ontology annotation, molecular function: single-stranded RNA binding; double-stranded RNA binding. The transcript is spliced from 20 exons. Bases 241 to 2943 code for a protein of 900 amino acids. The record is from RefSeq and is a predicted model, not a curated record. Gene Ontology annotation, cellular component: precatalytic spliceosome. NCBI's taxonomy places the organism in Eukaryota, Metazoa, Chordata, Mammalia, Carnivora, Mustelidae.